UCUGAUGUUUAAGAAUAGAGAGUGCUCUGAGAUAGAUAGGUAAAAAGCUGGUGAAAUUUGAUAAACACAAACCACCUCAAAUCUAAAAAAUGUGCAAAAAUUAGGAAAGUGUCUUCAAAAUAAAAAUGACCAGAAUCAGCAAGUACUGGUAGCUUAGAAUGAUGGGACAGCUAGACUACGCGUCUACUGACAUGGCGGACUACUACAUCAGGAUGCUGACACACCUCAGGAAUCACUCGGACAUGCUGAAGACACAUGAGAAUCUGCUGAAUCUGCUGAACGUCACCGAAGAAGACUUGCAGAUGAUGUUCAACACGACUCAGGCGAUAGAAGCUGCAGCACCGUGCUACUGUGGAGGGACUUUGAGGAAGGUAGUCUCCAGCUAUAGGCAGAUCCACGGGUACUUCAGUCUGGUAGUUUGUGUGUUCGGAACCAUCGCUAACAUCCUCAACAUCUUGGUGCUCACUCGCAAAGAACUCAUCAACUCUCCCAUCAACCGGAUCCUCACCGGCAUCGCUGUCGCUGACAUGCUAGUCAUGUUGGAGUACAUCCCCUUCUCUACGUACAUGUACGUUCUGCUUCCUCCGGGGGUCAAGCACUUCUCACACUCAGAAGCUGUCUAUAUACUCGUCCACAUGCACUUCUCUCAGUUGAUGCACACCAUAUCCAUAUCCCUUACACUCACCUUGGCACUCUGGAGGUACCUUGCUAUUCAAUUCCCACACAAGACUCACACGAUGUGCUCGGACCAGCGCUGCACGACUGCUAUCACCAUGGCGUUCGCUCUGCCCGUGCUGAUCUGUAUACCAUCGUACCUGGUGUUCAGCGUGAGAGAGACCAGGGUGAUGGAACACCAGAGGGUGGUGACUCUCUACCAUCUAGACCUCAGUGAUCUUGCCAAGCAGGACAACGAGCUGCUGUACACAGCCAACUUCUGGUUGUACGCAGUUGUAGUGAAGCUGUUGCCAUGCGCGGUCCUCACGCUGGUGUCCUAUUGGCUGGUCUCCGUACUGUGGCAGGUGAACGCGCGCAAACAGCGUCUGCGCUGUGACGUGUUUCCCGCGGUGGCGGCACCACGUGUCUACAAGCCGGAGAAACGCGUUGACAGAACCACCAAGAUGUUGGUCGCUGUGUUACUGCUGUUCCUAAUCACUGAGAUCCCUCAGGGUGUGCUAGGUCUGCUGAGUGGGAUCCUAGGACGAUGCUUCUUCAAGAACUGCUACCACCAGCUGGGCGAGCUGAUGGACAUCCUAGCCCUGAUCAACGGUGCCAUCAACUUCAUCCUGUACUGCUCCAUGAGUCGUCAGUUCAGAGACACGUUCAGUAAGAUGUUCAAGCCACGGAUACUGGCCAAGUGUGCUCCGCAUAACACAGAGGUUCACAGCACCUACGUCUGACCAACGUCGACUCCUGCCU
This is a messenger RNA of Macrosteles quadrilineatus (aster leafhopper), 1416 nucleotides long. RefSeq names its product G-protein coupled receptor dmsr-1-like. The record is from RefSeq and is a predicted model, not a curated record. The transcript has 5 exons. Gene Ontology annotation, molecular function: G protein-coupled peptide receptor activity. Gene Ontology annotation, biological process: G protein-coupled receptor signaling pathway. Gene Ontology annotation, cellular component: membrane. Bases 159 to 1397 code for a protein of 412 amino acids. NCBI's taxonomy places the organism in Eukaryota, Metazoa, Arthropoda, Insecta, Hemiptera, Cicadellidae.